This is a messenger RNA of Telopea speciosissima, 2053 nucleotides long. RefSeq names its product probable serine/threonine-protein kinase PBL7. Lineage: Eukaryota; Viridiplantae; Streptophyta; Magnoliopsida; Proteales; Proteaceae. The transcript has 6 exons. Gene Ontology annotation, biological process: protein phosphorylation. The coding region runs from base 76 to 1590 and encodes 504 amino acids. The record is from RefSeq and is a predicted model, not a curated record. Gene Ontology annotation, molecular function: protein kinase activity; ATP binding.
GCAUGUGAAGAAGUGUGGAAUCAUGUGGGUGUACAGAGAGGUUGAGAUCCCAGGAAUGGAAACAAAACCCCAAAUAUGGGGUCAUAUAAUCCACCACUCUCAUCCACUUUGAAAUUUGAACCCAUUUUUCAUUCUUCUUCUUCUUCUAUUGUUGUCUCUCUUCUUCUGUUCUUUGUAAUCCUAUUUUAUAAUUUUUUUUUUGCCCUUAUCCUUGUUCCUGUAUUUCUGGAGCUUAUGGGGAUUCGUUCUAUUGUUGCUCCUCCUCCAGGUCUUACUGUGCAGCAGCAGCAUCAUCAUCACCUGAACUCAAAUCCUCAAAACCACCACACUUUUCGAGCAUUGGAUAUCUCCCUCAUCGUAGUCAUUCCCAUUAUCAUCUCACUUCUCUUGCUUGUUGCUGUGAUUAUCCUCAUUGCACUUCUCCGGAGGCUCAAGUCCACCAAAACCACUGCCCAUGGCAAUCCCACAACCAGCAGCAGCAGCAGAAGCAACAAUUACAACAACAACAACAACAACAAGAAUCUUCCCCAGGUCGCUCUUCGCACUUCCUUAGACCUCGGUGCUAGCCCUGAGGUGAAGCGUGGUUGCCUUCAAGGAGCGAAUUCAAGUCUUCUACCUUCAGGAAAACUCAAAGGGAGAGGGAUUCAAGUUUUCACCUACAAAGAGCUUGAAUUGGCCACAGAAGGAUUUAAAGAAGCGAAUGUGAUAGGAAGUGGAGCUUAUGGAGUUGUUUACAGAGCAACACUGAGUGAUGGAACUGUGGCAGCAAUCAAGAUGCUCCGCAAGGAAGCCAGAAGAGGAGAGCGUGGGUUCAGAACUGAGGUGGACUUACUAAGCCGGUGGCGUUCUCCAUACUUGGUGGAGAUGCUUGGCUAUUGUGCAGACCAGAACCACCGGCUUCUCAUCUUUGAAUUCAUGCCCAAUGGUAGUCUGCAAAACCACAUCCAUCCAACAGGAAGCCAACAUCAGCCAUUGAAUUGGGGGACCCGACUGAAGAUUGCUCUCGAUUGCGCAAGAGCUCUAGAGUUCCUCCAUGAGCAUGCAAUACCAGCUGUCAUCCACCGGAACUUCAAAUGCAGCAAUGUUCUGUUGGAUCAUAACUUCAGGGCCAGGGCUUCCAAUUUCGGAUUGGCCAAGAUGGGUCCAGACAAGAUCAGCGGUCAGUUACCGACGGCGUUGGGGGCUGCAGGCUACAUGGCACCUGAAUAUGCUUCAAUGGGUAAGCUAACAACAAAAUCAGAUGUUUACAGUUAUGGGGUGGUUCUCCUCGAGCUUCUAACAGGCCGCACCCCAGUUGAUACAGAUCGGCUUCCUGGGGAACAUUUUCUAGUCACCUGGGCUCUUCCGAGGUUGACCAACAGGGAGAAAGUCAUUCAAAUGGUUGAUCCAGCUCUACACGGACAGUAUUCAAAGAAGGAACUGGUUCAGGUAGCUGCAAUUGCUGCUGUCUGUGUGCAACCAGAAGCUGAUUACCGACCUCUAAUGGCUGAUGUUGUGCAGUCUCUAAUUCCUCUGGUUAAGAGCCUCUCUUCUACUAAUCCUUCAACCUCUUCCAGAUUUUACAGCCAAAUAUUAAGCCCCAGAUGUUGAUUCAAAAAGUAUGUAAGCAAUGGCAACAUCAAAGAUCAAUGCUUUCAUUUUCUGCAGAUAUUCUUUCAGAACAUUAUUUUGAGCCCUAUAAAAAAUAUUGUCAGAAAUAUUUGGGCCUGAACCACCAAGAUAAUACUUGUCAAGGGAAGCUGAUACAAAUGAUCCAAGUCUUAAGGUAAUGUGUGCUGUGCUAGGUCCUGGUAGCUAAGCUCUCGCUAAUAAUUAUGGGGUGGGUAUCCUGCAUAAUUGAAUGUACAGCUGAGCAGUUCAGAUAUAAGAAUGUAAGAAGGACUUUAUUUACUUACAUUGAGAGUUCACUAGUUUGUCUUACCCGCUUAGAUACUUUGCGAAACUGUAAUAAUUUCUUCAUAUAAUUACAUCAGUAGUUCAGGGUUUGAUUUACCAUGUAGUCAAAUAAGUUCUGAUACUGACCAGUUUAUCUACAGAUAAACCAUUUUGUUUU